Messenger RNA from Rangifer tarandus platyrhynchus (Svalbard reindeer), 687 nucleotides. NCBI's taxonomy places the organism in Eukaryota, Metazoa, Chordata, Mammalia, Artiodactyla, Cervidae. The record is from the annotation of a GenBank genome assembly.
AUGAGAUCUACUUUAUCAAUGCUUUCUUUUUUGUGUUUUGCCUUUGGUGUCAAGAAUUUUGUGCCUUGCCCUAGAUCCCAAAGAUUAUUUUUUUCCCCAAAGAUCUUCUACUGCACGUUUCCAAAAUUUUCUAGCUUUAUGUUAAAGCUCAUGAUCCAUUUUGAGUUUUGUGUAAAUUGUGAAACCCUUGUGUUUCCUUCCCUUCUUCCUCCCUCCCCCACCCUUCCCCUACCCUACCCAUGCAUGUCUAAUUGUUGUUGUUCCCACUCUUUUGUGACCCCAUGGAUUAUAGCUCUCCAGGCUCCUCUGUCCAUGGGAUUUUUCCUGCAAGAAUACGGGAGUGGGUUGCCAUGCCCUCCUCCAGGGGACCUUCCCGACCCAGGGACUGAACCCACAUCCUGCAGCUCCUGCAUUGCCAGGCGGAUUCUUUACCACUUCGCCACCUGGGAAGCCCAGGCAUGUCUAAUUGCUCCAGCACAAUUGGUUGAAAAGGCUGUCUGUCUUUCCUUCAUCAAGACACUUUUACACAUUUGUCAGAAAUCACUUGGACACAUUUGUGUGGGUCUGUUUCCGGUUUUUCUGUUUUGUUCUGUUGACCUGGGCAUCUGUUCCCUCCACCAACACCGCAGUCUUGAUUACCAUAGCUUCCCUGGUAGCUCAGCUGGGAAAGAGUCUGCCUGCAAUUGA